Messenger RNA from Candoia aspera, 2189 nucleotides. RefSeq names its product zinc finger protein 664-like. Gene Ontology annotation, biological process: regulation of transcription by RNA polymerase II. The record is from RefSeq and is a predicted model, not a curated record. Gene Ontology annotation, molecular function: DNA-binding transcription factor activity, RNA polymerase II-specific. The transcript is spliced from 2 exons. The coding region runs from base 263 to 1702 and encodes 479 amino acids. NCBI's taxonomy places the organism in Eukaryota, Metazoa, Chordata, Lepidosauria, Squamata, Candoiidae. Gene Ontology annotation, cellular component: nucleus.
GCCGUCACUCUUGCCGCGGACGGCGGCGGUUGGCGGGAAGACCCGGGGGCGGUGCCCGGAUGCAGGCGGAGCGCGGGGGCUGCUGGGAGUCGCAGUCCGCAGGAGACUGAGGGAGGCCGGAGAGCCCGAGGCCCGGUCCGCCCGCCCGCCCGCCCGCCCGCAGGGGCCCGGGGGAGGGCAGAGGCUUCGGCGUCACGCCGUCGCGGGCCUCGCCCUCCCCUCAGGGAGCCGAACGGAGGCCUCCCGCCGCCUCUCCCCGCUGAUGGAGGUUUUAAAGCAGGACGGCCGACUCCGGCGAAGGAAGGAGGCGAAGCCGAGCGGAGAGGAGGGAGCCUGCACAGGAGCCUCCCGGUCCUGUCUGAGGCGGCGUGAAAGGUGUGGACCCGGUGGGGCCGCCGAAGGGUCACCCAACGAGAUGAUCCAGAGCGAGGAGGGACCACGUGACAGGAGGGUGCCCGGGAAGAGAUGUGGGAAGGCGGAGGGCGUUGGAAUACGCGGGAAAAUUCACCCAGGAGAGAAACCGUAUAAAUGCCUGGAAUGUGGAAGGAGCUUCAGUGUGAGGGGGAACCUUUAUAAACAUCAAAGAAUCCAUUCAGGAGAGAAACCCUAUAAAUGCCUGGAAUGUGGAAGGAGCUUCAGUCGCAGGGGAAGCCUUUAUAUACAUCAAAGAAUCCAUUCAGGAGAAAAACCCUAUAAAUGCCUGGAGUGUGGAAAGAGUUUCAGUCAUAGUGGAAGCCUUUAUAUACAUCAAAGAAUCCAUUCAGGAGAAAAACCCUAUAAAUGCCUGGAGUGUGGAAAGAGUUUCAGUCAUAGUGGAAGCCUUUAUAAACAUCAAAGAAUCCACACAGGAGAAAAACCCUAUAAAUGCCUGGAGUGUGGAAAGAGCUUCAGUCAGAAGGGAAACCUUCAUACCCAUCAAAGAAUCCAUUCAGGAGAGAAACCAUAUAAAUGCCUGGAGUGUGGAAAGAGCUUCAGUGACAGCGGAAGCAUUAAUAAACAUAAAAGAAUCCAUUCAGGAGAGAAACCCUACAAGUGCCUGGAGUGUGGAAAAUCCUUCAUAACAAAUGGAAAUCUCAAAAACCAUCAACGAAUUCACACUGGAGAGAAACCCUAUAAAUGUCUUGAGUGUGGAAAGAGUUUCAGAUCGAGAGGACAUCUCAAGAUACAUCAAAAAAUUCACACGGGAGAAAAACCCUAUAAAUGUCUGGAGUGUGGAAAGAGUUUCAGUCUUAGUGGAAGCCUUUCUAUACAUCAACGAAUCCAUUCAGGAGAGAAACCUUAUAAAUGCCUGGAGUGCGGAAAGAGCUUUACUCAGAGUGGACAGCUCAGGGCACAUCAAAGAAUUCACACGGGAGAAAAGCCCUAUAAAUGCCUGGAGUGUGGAAAGAGUUUCAGUCUUAGUCGAAGCCUUUAUAUACAUCAACGAAUCCAUUCAGGAGAGAAACCCUAUAAAUGCCUGGAAUGUGGAAAAAGUUUCAAUCAGAUAGGAAGUCUCAGGAUACAUCAAAGAAUUCACACGGGAGAAAAACCCUAUAAAUGCCUGGAGUGUGGAAAGAGCUUCAGUCACAGUGGAAGCCUUGAUAACCAUCUAAGAAUCCAUUCAGGGGAGAAACCGUAUAAAUGCCUGGAGUGCGGAAAGAGCUUCAGUCACAGUUCAAGCCUUUAUAGACAUCAAAGCCUCCAUUCAGGACAGAAAGCAUAAAAAUGCAUGGAGAUUCAGUCACAAUGUGGGUCUCAGUAAACCUUAUAAACUUCACACAGAGAAGGAAGUUUAUAAAUGCACAGAGUGUUAAAAACCCUUCAGCAGAAAUGGAAACCUCCAGAACCAUUUUAGAGUCCACACAGGAGAGAAACCAUAGAAAUGGAUAGAGCGUGUUUGAAAUCUUCAGUAACCAGCAAAGUCAGUGCAGUCCUGGAUGCACAAGGGUUUCUCAAGGGCUAAACAAGUCGUUGUUUACACACACACUCUAAUUACAAACCAAGAAGGCACAGGUGUGCAUACUUACCCUUCAUUGCCAUCUCAACUUGAGCCUAUGCUGUGUUAUGAGCACAAACAUUGCAGGGUAUGCAAAGUCCUGAACGGGACCCUUUUACUGCUUUCUUCAUUGCUGUGGUUUGUGUGAUGAUUGUGCCAUUCGGUGAAGCCUGAUAGUCCAUUUUCAGUCACAUUACAAAUAAAUAUCAUGUCU